Messenger RNA from Rotaria socialis, 1338 nucleotides. NCBI's taxonomy places the organism in Eukaryota, Metazoa, Rotifera, Eurotatoria, Philodinida, Philodinidae. The record is from the annotation of a GenBank genome assembly.
AUGGUGCCCCAGACAAGUAAAAGUCCACGCCGAAUUAUGAUUAUAACUGGGGAUGAAAGUAUCAUGGAACAAUUUCAAAACAAUAGUAAUGUAGCCUUUAUUAAAUCCGUUAUCUUCGAACCGAAAGACAAUGAAGAUGCACUUUCUGAUCUGCCUCCAGAUGCAAAUCAAUUAUCAAGCCACAGAAGAGUAAAAAAUUGUUUUUUGACUUGCGUUGUUUGCGGCUCAUCCGCACUGGGAUACAAUUUUGAUGCAAUUACAUGUGAAAGUUGUAAAGCAUUUUUUCGUCGGAAUGCCCUAAAAGAUCCAGCAUCUUUGCAUUGUCGACGUAACAGCGAUUGUGAAGUAACAUCGGAAACACGACGACGAUGUUCGGCAUGUCGCCUGAAGAAAUGUCUAAAUGGUGGAAUGAAACGUGAGCGACUACAGAGGACCGAAGAAAAAGCAGCCAAACGACGUUUAAUGGAAGCAAAUGUAAUUUCAACGCAUAAAACUGAACAACACACAAAUGAUCAAAAACACCAGUCACCGAUAUCAAAAACAACGAAGCACACUUAUCCAAUCGGUUUGGCAUCUAUUCAAUCACAUUCCCACAGAAAAUUACUUACCAAAGAGGAUGUAGAUCGUGUAGAAUCCAUUCAAAAUUUAUAUGAACAACGCAUUGAACUCGCUGCACGCGAUGGUCUCCCAUGGGAUCCAUCUGCCAAAUCAACAACCUUUCUACAAGUUGUCAAUUCUCGUUCAGUACCAGCAAUUCGGCUCGUAGCAUUUUUCCGGCGAAUUCCUGAAUUCAAUCAAUUAAAUGUUGAUGACAAAGUUACACUAAUCAAAUAUAAUCUCUUGCCAUUGAGUCUACUCAAUGGUACAUUAUCAUACAAAAAAGAAACUGACCAGAUCGUUGAAAGUGAUUUCGAUGUACCGUGGGAUUCAGGUAUUUUAAAAAAAGCUUAUGGUGAUGAAAUAUUCGCAUCAAUAAAAAGAAUUUUCAAUUCAUUUUUACGCAUUGCACAGUAUGACCGAAGAAUAAUUCAAAUGGCACUUAUAAUACUUAUAUUGAACAAAGACUUCUCGGCAGAUUCUGAAAGUAAUGAACCUAAUCUUAAUGAUGAUAUGGCUGUAUAUAGUGCACAACGUUUCUAUACAGAAUUAUUAUGGAAACAUAUGGAAACAUCGCAUGGAUUUGAAAAGUCUACACAUAUAUUUAUGGAACUUGUUGUAAAGUUUAUGUCAUGGCAAACCAUUGAAAAACAAACUCGAAUUAAGAUUCGAAAAGCCUUGUCACCGACAGAUACGAAUCAGCUAUUACCAAUAAUGAAAUCAUUAUUGAAUAUGUCAUAA